Messenger RNA from Miscanthus lutarioriparius, 1200 nucleotides. Lineage: Eukaryota; Viridiplantae; Streptophyta; Magnoliopsida; Poales; Poaceae. The record is from the annotation of a GenBank genome assembly.
AUGGGCAGCGCUCCCGCCACGGUCCGCGAGAUGAGGCGUGCCCAGCGCGCCGAUGGGCCGGCUGCCGUGCUAGGCAUCGGCACGGCGAACCCGCCGACGUGCUUGGCCCAGGACGAGUACCCCGACUACUACUUCCGCGUCACAAACAGCGAGCACCUCACCGACCUCAAGGGCAAGCUCACCAGGAUAUGCAACAAGUCGGGCAUCAAGCAGCGCUUCGUCCACCUGGACGAGCAGCUCCUGGCCGCGAACCCGGACUUCACCGACCGCACGCUGCCGUCCCUGGACGCCCGCGUGGAGAUCGCCUCGGCCGCCGUCCCGAAGCUGGCCGCGUCCGCGGCGGCCAAGGCCAUCGCCGAGUGGGGCCGCCCAGCCACCCAUAUCACCCACCUCAUCUUCAGCACCUACUCCGGCGCGCGCGCCCCGAGCGCCGACCGCCGCCUCGCGUCUUUGCUGGGCCUCAGCCCCACAGUCUCCCGCACCAUACUCAACCUCCACGGCUGCUACGGCGGGGGCAGGUCGCUCCAGCUCGCCAAGGAGCUCGCGGAGAACAACCGCGGCGCGCGCGUCCUCGUGGCGUGCUCCGAGAUCACGCUCAUCGCCUUCUACGGGCCGGAAGGCGGCUGCCCCGACAACAUCCUUGGCCAGGCUCUGUUCGGCGACGGCGCCGGUGCCGUCAUCGUCGGCGCCGACCCCGUCAGCCCCGUGGAGCGCCCGCUGUUCGAGAUGGCCUUCGCCUUGCAGACCACCAUACCGGAAACCGAGGACGCCAUCUCCAUGCAAAUCAACAAGGGAGGCAUGGAAUACCACAUCUCCAACCUGGUUCCCCGGUUGCUGGGAUGCAACGUUGAACGCUGCCUGGUGGACGCGUUUGGCGCGCUUGGCAUCCAUAAUGCCGAUUGGAACGACCUCUUCUGGGCGAUCCAUCCUGGUGGCCGUGCCAUCCUAGACCACAUCGAGGGAGUGCUCGGCCUGGACGACGCGAAGCUUGCGGCCAGUCGCCACGUUCUCAGCGAGUUCGGCAACAUGAGCGGCACAACGGUGAUCUUCGUGCUCGAUGAGCUGCGCCGCCGUCGGGGUCGGGCGGCCAACCUGGAGGAAGGCCAAGCGCCGGAGUGGGGAGUCAUGAUGGCAUUCGGACCGGGAAUCACAAUCGAGACCAUGGUGCUGCAUGCCCCCGCCACUCUGGAGGGAAUUUAG